Messenger RNA from Uloborus diversus, 1320 nucleotides. Its product is annotated as gamma-glutamyl hydrolase-like. The record is from RefSeq and is a predicted model, not a curated record. Gene Ontology annotation, cellular component: vacuole. Bases 48 to 995 code for a protein of 315 amino acids. Gene Ontology annotation, biological process: tetrahydrofolylpolyglutamate metabolic process. NCBI's taxonomy places the organism in Eukaryota, Metazoa, Arthropoda, Arachnida, Araneae, Uloboridae. The transcript is spliced from 9 exons. Gene Ontology annotation, molecular function: gamma-glutamyl-peptidase activity.
UCUCUGAUUUAGUUUGUAGCCUGUGUUUUGGCCACAAGUGAAAAAAAAUGGCUAAAUUUUCAUUUCUUUGUCCUGUUUUGCUUUUAUGCACCGCUUCGUUUUCAAGUGCUCUGAAUUAUCGUGCAGUAAUUGGCAUUCUGUCCAGGGACAUGGUGGAGAAGCCAAUGCCAAAUAAAACGAGUGUAAUUGAAGCUGGUUACGUUAAAUCACUAGAGGCAAGUGGAGCCAGAAUUGUUCCUAUUUUGAUAAAUCAGUCAAAAGAUUAUUACCAGAAUAUCCUCACUAAAAUAAAUGGGGUUCUAUUUCCUGGAGGUCCUGACGGAGACUUAAAGUACGACGGAUACGUUAAAGCAGGAAAGAUUGUAUUCGAUAUGAUAACUCAAAUGAAUGAUAAAAAUGAUUAUUUUCCUUUGUUUGGAGUCGGACUUGGAUUUGAAUUGCUAAGCUUUUUAGUAGCUAAGAGAUCCUGGCUGUCGACCUGCUCUGCAACGAAUUUACCAGCAACAUUAAAUUUCUCCGAAGGUCUUGACAAAAGCAGAAUGCUCGGUAAUUUAGAUAGUGCGUUGAAAAAAGUGAUGGAAGAAAAGCCAGUAACCUUCAAUUACCAUGACAUGUGUUUAGUGCCAAAGAACUACACCAGGUCUAAACUAGACAAAUAUUUCAAAGUACUUGCAUUGAGCAGAGAUUCGAGAAACGAAACUUUCAUAUCUGUUGUAGAAGGUAAAAAAUAUCCAUUUUAUGGUAUAAUGUUCCAUCCAGAGAAGGUGCAGUUCAACUUUGUGGUAGCGGAUCCCAUUAACAGUGUACCACACUCUUUAGAAGCCAUUCAAGUUGCUCAAUAUUUUUCCAACUUUUUUGUUGAUGAAGCAAGAAAAAAUACUCACCAGUUUCCUGAUCUUGCUGUGGAAGAUUCGAUGCUAAUCUACAAUUACAAUCCAGUGUUCACGGGAAAGUACGGAUCCGGCUACAUUGAUGAACAAAUUUACUUCUUUUAAUUGAGUUAUCUGCUUUAGGUCUGAAGGAAAACGGCUUGAUGAGUAUUUAACUAAAAAACGAAGUGUUACAGCAGAGUCCCGAAAACUCGGUCGAACGUGAACCGAAGAGUGGCCAAGUUUGAAAAUGCCAGGUUAUCGGGAGUGCGCCCACCACGUUUUUCGCACAGCGUUAUUUUCGUCCUGCUAGCGUGAAGCCAAGUUUUCUGGAUUUGGCAGGCUUAUAGUGCGCCGACUUUUUGGGACUCUACUAUACCAGAAAUACCGGAUGUAAGUGGAAGUUCACUCACAGUGCUCAAUGAUACUUACCAAAUAAAUUGUUUUUGAA